Messenger RNA from Boleophthalmus pectinirostris (great blue-spotted mudskipper), 3418 nucleotides. RefSeq lists its product as uncharacterized. The record is from RefSeq and is a predicted model, not a curated record. The transcript has 5 exons. Bases 198 to 821 code for a protein of 207 amino acids. NCBI's taxonomy places the organism in Eukaryota, Metazoa, Chordata, Actinopteri, Gobiiformes, Gobiidae.
GCUCUGCCUCACUCCUGCUGAGGCACCGCCAGAGUUUGGUCCGGGCCAUGGUGCGCCUGAGGGACGGCUGUAGGAGGAGCGCGCACAAGACAUGGAGACGUUUCACUGAGACAAACACUCAGAUGAGAGCUCAAUAACAGGAACCUGGGACUUCCACUGAACUCCAAAAGGGAACACUGUCAGUUUACGCGGCAGAAAUGUCCACUACUCCGGCUCGUACGUUUCCUGCCCCACAGCUGAACUCGGAGCCGCUCAUAGUGGUGUUUGCAUCUGUUUUUGCCCUCGUGUCCUUCGUGGUCAUCGUGGUCAUGCUGUCCAUUAUUUACCGCAAAUAUCCCCACUGCUGCAGGCUGUGCUCCUAUCAGUCCCAGCACACUGAUAUGGCCUCUCCACAUCAGUACUACAGCAGCAGGCAGACGCAGGUGGGCUCUCCCCAUGAACAGACAUGCAGACCAGACAACAGCAUGCAGUCCGGUCAGCUGUUCUACGUGGGCCGGCCCUCCAGCUACCACCUGGAGACCCCCAUGCCCCGACUGCCCUCCUAUGAGAGUGUGAGGAAGAAGGACCGCCAGAGACACAUCCACAUGAUGAUCGCAGACCGCUUUGGCCUCAACGGGACUAUGAGAGAGCCUCCUCCGUCCUAUGAGGAAAGUAUUCUGCAUUCUGUGGAGAUCCCAUACAACAUGAGCUCAUCGAGUUUGGACAUGACAGAUUCACACAUGAGUUACACAAACGGGGGAUACGACCAUCAAAACUGCAAUCCCCCAGCGCCCGACGGCAACACGGACAAUUGUUUUACCCCCCGAAGCCUACAAAUGUGAAGAACCGAGCCAAAGAAGAACCAAAGACAGGACUGAACUGUUUAAAAUAUGAACUGAAUACUUGAAGAUACUUUUAGAAGUGACUGAAGGAGUGGAACAUUUUAAAAACUGAAAAACUAAACUGGGGUUACAGUGGCACAGUGGGUAAAGAGGUCAGCCACCAAACCAGAGGGUAACUGGUUCAAACCUCAACCAUACUGUUCAUUGUGUCAAAGACCAUAGAUUGUAUAAAUGGACAUACCGUAUUUUCCACACUAAAGGGCGCUCUGGAUUAUAAGGCACACUGUCAUUGAAUGGUCUAUUUUCAAAAUGUUUUCACAAAUAAACCGGACUUUAAGGCGCAUUAAAUGAAACACAACAGUUGGAUGGGUCAGUGAGACUUUGUUUGUGGCGUUCACAGUGACUCUGGGCUUUGUUCAGUUGUGGCGUGUAGGGAGGGUGCUGUCUGGGACCGCUGGAUUGUCGGCGUGUUCGCAGUGACUCAGUUGUUCAGUCGUGUCUAGAAGUGGCACAUUGCACUCACUUUUUCGGUUCGUUCGUCCGUUCCGUUCCUCGUCGGCGUGGAGUGAUGAGUGUGGCUGCGGGAGUUUUUCGCCGCGCGGUCGCUGUCUGCUCCGUGUGUGUUUGCGUGCGCUGCGGGUGGUGCGGCUUUGUAGUUUACUGAAGCCGUGCUGGGACACCCGAGUGGAUUCAUGUAUAGGGCGCUUUUUUGAUGGGGUUGGAGUAGGGUGACCAAACGUCCGUUUUACCUCGGACAUAUCAGUUUUUUCGUCUUGUCCUGGGUGUCCGCGGUUUCAUAAAGUGAUGUAAAUGUCCGGGUUUUCAUGAUCUUUCAUUGGGCCAUUAAAUUGAACGUCUCUCGUAGCGCUCUGUACACUCAGAAGGAGCGAGCAAACACAACGGUCAGCCUGCAACACGCUGAAGCGCAAAUGCACAUUUAACGAUGACUUGUAAAAGAAAUUCUCCGUUUUUUGUCCCAGUCGAGACAAGUGGGAGGCCAUGUGCACAAGUUGUGAGGUAAGAGUAGCUCAAUGUCGAGGGUUGUCCGGGUUUUCACAAAAGGAAAUAUGGUCACCCUAGUUUGGAGGCUUAUGAAUGUGCCCAAUAGUGCGGAAAAUACAGUAGCUAACCUGAUACAUGCCAUGUUCGAAAUAGGAAGUGAGCAUGGAUGUGCUUCUGGAUCCAUCGACUCUGGCUCCAAUUCACAUUCUAUUGAAAAAACGCCAUCCCUGUCUCUGUAACUGCUGCUGUCAGACUUGUUAUUUUGGUCUUAAAAUGUUCAUAUUAACCCUCUCUACAUGACCCAGUUUUUUUUUAUGUCACUAUUUUGUCUAUAAUCAAGACAUGAACAUUAAUACCAGACAAAUCAGGUGCGUUUUUUCCCUUAGAUUGUUCCCAGUAGCUACAGGUUUGACUGACACUGUUGCGAACCGCUUCUCCCUGCUACCUUCAACAGCCCCACUCCGAAUUGCUCUUUGGUUGCUAUGAUACUCACGGUCGGAAUUCCAAAUAUGGAAUGUGGCUCCAAAUUCACCCCAUAACUGCCAGCAUCAGGGGUGUAGUGGGCGUGGUACACGGGGGUACGCCAUCCACCCACUUCUCCCAGUGUGAGAUAUAAAAAAAAUAACAAAUUUAAAAUAGCUACAACUUAAAAGUCAAACUGGGCAAUGGUGAAAACAAACUGCAUAGGCUCAUGAUAUCUGCAGGACUGUCCUAUAAUGACCUGAGACAUGAAGACCAGGACUGAUCCCAGGGCUGAACCAGAACUGAACCAGGACUGAGUAUUGGGAGAGGCCCAGAGGUGCACCCACGUAGACCAUCAGGUGACCGCAGGUGAAAAUACCGGCACAGAGUUCCGCACCCCACGAGGCUAAAUGGGGGGCUUUGUGGGCAUCCUGCUCCACAGGCUCGGGGUUCUUUCUCUCGCUCUCAAGUGCAAGAUUAGUCCUGGUUUAGACCUGGUAUAAUCCUGGUUUAAACCUGGUUUAGUCCUGGUUUAGACCUGAUUUAGUCCUAGUUUAGUCCUGGUUAAGUCCUAGUUUAGUCCUGGUCUACUCCUGGUUUAGUCCUGGUUUAGACCUGAUUUAGACCUGGUUUAGUCCAAGUUUAGUCCUGGUUUAGACAUGGUUUAGACCUGGUUCAGUCCUGGUAUAGUCCUAGUUUAGUCAUGGUUUAGUCCUCGUUUAGUUCUAGUCUAGUCCUGGUUUAGAUCUGGUUUAGAUCUGGUUUAGACCUGGUUUAGUCCUGGUUUAGUCCUGGUUCAAUCCUGGUUCAUGUGUUGUAGCCUAUGAUUUAUUUUUCUGUAGAUGAUUAUGAACGGCGUUAAUGUUAAUAACAUGAUUCUGAAUAAUUUUGGUCACAUCGAUGAAGUCACGAAUCAUGUACCUCCACGUAAAAAAUCACCACUACACCACUGGCAAGCAUCGAUGAGUUUCAUUUGACUGGAACUGAACACUAUGGGUGACGGGCCCAAUUCCUUAUACAGUCUGUGGUCAAGACACUGGAUUGUAGCCAUAUUGUGUCCUUAAGGAAGGGCAUCUGGCGUAAAAGACUUGGUGGGAAAACCCUGACUGAAUUAAGGGAUUCAAAGAGUCUUU